AUGCUGCUUGACGCAAGUUAUGCACCGGAGCUGGUCGCUCUGAGCACAGGCCCACUCAGCGUGCUUUAUCCGGAGUCUGUGUUCCGGCAGUGGCCAUGCUCCGUUGCUUUCACCAUGCUUCUGAAGACCUUGCUGCGCAGGAGCAAUCCUUUGGCUUAUGCGCAGAUGGAGGGCGAAGGAGAGGCUGACACCCACCCCGGCCAGGAACCUGCCACAGAGGCCAGCCUUACCCCGACCGUCCUGGGAGCUCGCUGUGACGAGCCAAAGCCCCCCACGCUGCCGGACGGCAUCUGA
Molecule: messenger RNA, 294 nt
Organism: Symbiodinium necroappetens
Lineage: Eukaryota; Dinophyceae; Suessiales; Symbiodiniaceae
Source: the annotation of a GenBank genome assembly